Molecule: messenger RNA, 4902 nt
Organism: Ruditapes philippinarum (Manila clam)
Lineage: Eukaryota; Metazoa; Mollusca; Bivalvia; Venerida; Veneridae
Product: zinc finger protein 345-like
Exons: 1
Coding region: 364-2439 (691 amino acids)
Biological process (GO): regulation of transcription by RNA polymerase II
Molecular function (GO): RNA polymerase II cis-regulatory region sequence-specific DNA binding; DNA-binding transcription factor activity
Source: RefSeq, a predicted model, not a curated record
AGAUAUGGAAUCAAGGGAGGAAACUGACAGUGACACAUACAUGAAUAAUUCCAAGGAAUUCACUGUUACAGAAAUAUUACUGUAAGGAUUAAACGAAUGACAUAUUGGCAGCAUUUCUAAAAAUCCAUAACACACGUUCUAGUAUAUAAUAGUUUUUUUUUAGGAAAAAGUAUAUAUAUAUAUACCCCGUGGUCUGCUUAAACGGGUAACGUGAGUUUCAUUUCUUCGGAGAAUUAAUAUAUCAGAAAGGACUGCUUUGCAACCUGAUUGGGAAUAUAUGAGCAUAGACCUUCACUGUACGAAACAAUAAAACAUAUAAUUAGAUGAGUACGGACACAAGAAGACACAGAAGGGCCUGCGAAAAUGGAAGACCUAGAAAGGACUGUGCAAGUGGAUGUCCUAGAAGAGAAUGUGAAAAUGGAUGACAUAGAAAAACAUACUGUGGAAAUAGAUAGCAAAAUAAAACAUACUCUGAAAAUGAAUGACCUUGAAAAGAAUGAAAAAAUCAAUGACCUAGAGGAGAUUGUUAAAAUGGAUGAGAUAGAAAAGACUGUAAACAUGGAUGACAGAGGAGUAAAUGUGAAAAUAGAUGACACUAAAAAGAAAACUGUUACAAUGGUUGGCCUAGAAGAGAAUGUUGAUAACAUAGAAAAAGAUUCUAUGAAAAUGAAUGGCAUAGAAAUGACUGUGGAUAUGGAAAACAUAGAUGAGAAUAUAGAAGCGGAUGCUAUAGAAAAGAAUGUAAAAAUGAAUGACAUAGAAAAGACUGUGAAUAAGGAUAAUUUAGGAAAGACUGUGAAAUUAGAUGACAUAGAAAAAACUUUGAAAAUAGAUGUAAUAGGAGAGAAAGUGAAAAUGAAUGACACAGAAAAGACUGUGAAAAUGGAUGACAAAUUAGAGACUGUGAAUUUGGAUGACAUAGAAAAGACUGUGAAAAUGAAUGACAUAAUAGAGACUGCGAAAAUAGUUGAAACAGAAAAAACUAUGGAACUGGAUAACAUAAAAAAGAGUUUAGAUAUGAAUGACAUAGAAAAGAAUGUUAAAAUGGAUGACAUAGAAAAGAAUGUUAAAAUGAAUGACACAGAAAAAACUGCUGAAAAUGAUAACCUAGAAAUAAGUGACAUAGAAAAGGGUUUGAAUAUCGAUGACCUAGAAGCGAAUGUGAAAAAAGAUGUCAUAGAAAAGAAUGUGAUUAUGGAUGACAAAGAGAAAAGUUUGAAUAUGGAUGACAUAGAAAAAAAUGUGAAAAUGAAUGACAAAGAAAAGAGCCUAAAAUCAGAUCGCCUAGUUAAUAGACAGGAAAAUAAUUUCAUUUGUGGAACAUGUGGCAAAAGUUUCAGAUAUAAUAGUCAACUUAAAGCCCAUAUUCCAACUCACUUGGAUAAAAGCUCUCGACCAUAUAAAUGUGAAUUUUGCCCAUGUUCUUAUGCUAUACCAUGUAGGUUAAAAGCUCAUAGGAUUAAGCAUACAGGAGUUAUCCCACUUGAUUGUGACUACUGUAAAAAGUCAUACACUGAUAAAGCCGAAUUCAUACAGCAUAUGAAAUUGCAUGACCAUGAAGACAAAUAUUUUUGCACUCUUUGUCACAAAAGGUUUAAGAAAAUAAAUUCACUAACAGGGCAUUAUAAGUCCCACUAUAAACCAAGGGAACAUAAAUGUGAUAUUUGUCUGCAAGCCUUCCUGUCCGGGAGUCAUUUACAAAGACAUAGAAAUUCAGUUCACCAAGAAGCCGAAAGAAAAGUUUGUAAACUGUGUAAUAAAACAUUUUCCUGCGAUGCCUCCUUGAAUCAACAUAUGAAGCGUCACAUAUCAGAAAAAGAUUAUAUGUGUGAUAUGUGCGGGAAAAGGUUCAAAACGUUUCAAGAUGUUAGAAAACAUAUAUCAUCCCAUGUGUUAUCAAAACUUUUUGAUUGCACUAUUUGUGAAAAUUCAUUUGCAAAUUACGAAGUGUUAAAGAAGCAUCUACGGACUCACGAUACAACAAGGGAAAAGACAUUUAAGUGUGACUUGUGCGGCAAAGCUUUUAUGACCCAUGGUAAUCUUAAACAACAUAUAAGAUAUCAUGGUGCGAAAAAAGAUGCAAAAUGUAAUGUUUGUGGCAAAUCAUUCAUGAAAAGAGACUUACAAAAGCAUUUAAGAAUUCAUUCGGAAUGUUUGCACAAGUGUUAUGUUUGUGGAAAAGAAUUCCAUGCUCCAGCUGAUUUACGUAGGCACAUGUUUAUACAUACUGGAGAGAAACCUUAUGUUUGUGAAUACUGUAACACGGCGUUCAAUUGCAGCUCAAAUUUGUGUAGACACAAGAAACAUAAGCAUGCUGUAUCAAGGCUUUACUUGUGCAAUAUUUGUGAUAGGACGUUUAAAACAAAGAAUUGUCUUCACAGUCACAAGAAGACUGGUCUACAUAGGAAUACUUUAAUCUUGCUUGGUAAAAACACAUAAACUUUUUUGUUAUGACAACAUCUUGUUUUAAAUACAAUGGCAACAUCAUGUUUUAAGUACAAUGACAACAUCAUGUUAUAAGUACAAUGGCAACAUCAUGUUAUAAGAACAAUGGCAACAUUAUAUUUUAAGUACAAUGGCAACAUCAUGUUAUAGGUGCAAUAGCAACAUCAUGUAAUAAGUACAAUGACAACAUCAUGUUAUAGGUGCAAUAGCAACAUCAUGUAAUAAGUACAAUGGCAACAUUAUGUUAUAAGUACAAUGGCAACAUCAUGUUAUAAAUACAAUGGCAACAUUAUGUAAUAAGUACAAUGGCAACAUUAUGUUAUAAUCGUGUUUUAAGAAAAUUGACAUCAUGUUUUAAGUACAAUGGCAACAUGUUAUAAGAACAAUGACAUCAUGUUAUAAGUACAAUGGCAACAUCAUGUUUUAAGUACAAUGACAACAUCAUGUUAUAAGAACAAUGGCAACAUUAUAUUUUAAGAACAAUGACAACAUCAUGUUAUAGGUGCAAUAGCAACAUCAUGUAAUAAGUACAAUGGCAACUUUAUGUUAUAAGUACAAUGGCAACAUCAUGUUAUAAAUACAAUGGCAACAUUAUGUAAUAAGUACAAUGGCAACAUUAUGUUAUAAGUACAAUGGCAACAUCAUGUUAUAAAUACAAUGGCAACAUCAUGUAAUAAGUGCAAUCGCAACAUUAUGUUAUAAGUACAAUGACAACAUCAUGUUUUAAGUACAAUGGCAACAUGUUAUAAGAACAAUGACAUCAUGUUAUAAGUACAAUGGCAACAUUAUGUUUUAAGUACAAUGACAACAUCAUGUUUGUAUUAGAACAAUUGCAACAUCGUGUUAUAAGUACCAUGACAACAUCAUCUUAUAAGUACAAUGACGAUAAAGUGUUAUAAGUACAAUUGCAACAUCAUGUUUUAAGUACAUGGGCGAUAUUAUGUUAUUAGAACAAUGGAGGCAUCAUGUUAUAUAAAUACAAUGGCCACAUCAUGUUAUAAGUACAAUGGCAACAACAUGUUUUAAGUACAAUGACAACAUCUUGCUGUAAGUACAAUGGCAACAUCAUGUUAUAAGUACAAUGGCAACAUCAUAAAAUAAGUAUGAUGGCAACAUCAUGUUAUAAGAACAAUGGCAACAUCAUGUUUUAAGUACAAUGGCGAUAUCAUGUUUUAAGUACAAUUGCAACAUGAUGUUUUAAGUACAAUGGUAACAUAAUCUUAUAAGUACAAUGGCGAAAUCAUGUUAUAAGUAUAAUGGCAACCGCAUGUCAUAAGAACAAUGACAACAUCAUGUUUUAAGAACAUGGGCGAUAUUAUGUUAUUGGAACAAUGGAGACACCAUGUUAUAUAAAUACAAUGGCAACAUCAUGUUAUAAGAACAAUGCCAGCAUCAUGUUAUUAGUACAAUGCUAGCAUCAUGUUAUAAGUAAAAUGGCGACAUAAUGUUUUAAGUACAAUGGCAACAUAAUGUUAUUAGUACAAUGCUAGCAUCAUGUUAUAAGUAAAAUGGCGACAUCAUGUUUUAAGUACAAUGGUGACAUCAUGUUAUAAAUACAAUGGCAACAUCAUGUUAUAUUUACAAUGACAGCAUCAUCUUAUUAGAAAAUGUAUAAUCGGACUAAGAAACACGUUUUUAUCUUUGAAAAUGUUGGCAUCUUUUGACAGAGCUUCUUUUAAGUUUCAAAAUUUAGAAGUCAGAAACCGCAAAGCCACUGACAUUGGAAGUCACAUGAUACAAGAAAAGAAGGAAAAAUAUUUGAAACUAGAAGUCACAAGCCAAAACCAAGGAGGAAAUGACUCUCAAACUUGCAAUAAUUUAAGCCCUGAUUCUGAUGCAUAAGAGCCAUGCAAUAUAGCUACCAGAAUAAUUGAGCUGUGUCACGACAAAACCAACAUAAUGGGUUUGCAACCAGCAUGGAUCCAGACCAGCCUGCGCAUCUGCGCAGUCUGAUCAGGAUCCAUGCGGUUCGCUAUCAGUUUCUCUACUUGUUAUAGAGUUUGUAAGGGAACAGCAUGGAUCCUGAUCAGACUGCGCGGAUGCGCAGGCUGGUCUGGAUCCAUGCUGGUCGCAAACCCAUUAUGUUGGUUUUGUCAUGACACGGCUCAAUUGAUAAUUAUAGUUAUAACAUUUGAUUUACAUUUGGAUAUAAAAGUUUAGACAAUAUUGCUUUUUCAUUGUCAUUACAACGUUUAAAAAAUCACCGUAUUUUAAAUUACUAUUAGCUUCUUGUGUGUUUAAGUCAUUAUGAUAUUAAAAUGUUAUGCUGAUGUAUAUAUUUGACUGUAGGUUUAUUCAUUUGAUAAAUUUGGAAAAUUCAACAUUUGUUCACAAUUAUUAAAUUGUCUCUUAUCACAUAGUUGUAUUUAUAUUUUUGCUUGUAUAUCAAAAAAAAAGGUUUUUAUUUUUCAACUGCUUAUAAAAACAAGAUGUGCUCGGUGUUACAUGGCAAUUAAU